AAAAAAUCAUUAUAGAGAGGUUCUUAUAGUGUCAACUUAACGAAUCAAUCAUAUACACAACUAAAAUUACGAUCAAUACGCACAGGCAUGUUUACCACCUUGACUGCUAAUUAGUUUCGAUUCACAAUAUAACUGGAUAUCAACUUAAAGUUGUUAUUAACGUUGAAGGUAUCGUUUUAUUCAUCGUGUCUGAGAAGAAACUAUGGCAGCAGAGAGAGUUGUUGUGGUUGCAGUAGAUGGAAGCAUCCAUUCGGACAACGCACUUAAAUAUUACAUUGAUCGCGUGCAGAUACCUGGUGAUAAACUUCUGCUGGUGAAUGUUCCAGAGGAGUAUAACUUUACUGAUGCCAGUCCAGGCGUUAUACAUGAAUUAUUAGAAAAAAUGAAAGAAAAGGCAAGUGAAGUAGAGAAGACAUAUACAGACAGACUCAAAGAUAUCAGUGUUGAUUUCCAGUUUAGAUUAGUAUACGGACAUCCAGGUGAACAAAUAGUUAAAGUAGCCGAAGAAGAAAAGGCUUCACUAGUUAUGGUAGGAAGUAGAGGUCAUGGCUGGUUACGACGAACAAUACUUGGUAGUGUUAGUAAUUAUGUUAUUCAUCAUACCUCUAUCCCUGUGCUUCUCUGUAAAAAUAUGGAACCAUUGGAGUCAUUAAAUCAAGACUAAUAACUUAAGUGAGGCUUACAAAGAUGUUAAUUUGUAGAGUCGAAAACGGUAAUGUGGGAUUUCAGUUGGGAAAGAGGUUGGACAUUUUAUCGAUAUGUUGAGUUAUACAGCGAGAACUUCUUGGUAAAAUACGGCGGUUGAAGGAGAAAAGUCACAGAGAUCAUAUUUUUGAUUUCAACAAUCAACCAAUUACAAAAAUUAACGGAUUGGCAUCGAGAGAGGGUCAUUCAUAUUGGCAAUCUUUAACAAUCAACCAACUACAAAGAUACCUAUUUGACAUACACUCUUCAACAGUUAACAAACUACAAAAAUAAACCAAUAAGACAUUUAGAGGGCGACAUACAAUCUUCAACAGUUCCUAAACUACAAAAAGACAUGUAGAGGGUGCAUACAAUAUUAAACAAUCAACGAACUACAAAAAACAACGAAAAGACGUCCAGAGGGCACCAAUCCGGCUGAUAAUCUUCAACUACUAGUAUCAACCGACUACAAAAAUAACCAUUUGAAAUUUGGAGGGCUACGCAUAAUAUUCAAAAGUUAACAAACAACAAAAAUAACCAAACUAUAUCUAUAGGGCGAUAUACAAUUUAAGACAACGCCAAGCUCUAAAUUACCCAAGGGUUUGAUAAACAUAGUUGUCAGCUUCGGGUUUCGAUGAUCUAUAUGAACACAUAAAAAAGGGGCGAAACACAUUCCUAUCUACUACUACAUUCUUCGUUAAGAUUUCACAGGUUUUCUUAUAGAGCAUAAUACUAGAAUUGUGUAUACACAGACAAAAUGUAAUGGUUAUUGUAAACCAUAAGUUAUAUCAUCAUGAAUGUAAAUCGUUUUGUUUUUGUAAAAAAAAAGAUUUUUGUCUAGGAAA
This is a messenger RNA of Mytilus trossulus (common blue mussel), 1529 nucleotides long. RefSeq names its product universal stress protein in QAH/OAS sulfhydrylase 3'region-like. The transcript has 4 exons. The record is from RefSeq and is a predicted model, not a curated record. Bases 203 to 664 code for a protein of 153 amino acids. Lineage: Eukaryota; Metazoa; Mollusca; Bivalvia; Mytilida; Mytilidae.